Molecule: messenger RNA, 3810 nt
Organism: Motacilla alba alba
Lineage: Eukaryota; Metazoa; Chordata; Aves; Passeriformes; Motacillidae
Gene: TAF5L
Product: TATA-box binding protein associated factor 5 like
Exons: 5
Coding region: 142-1911 (589 amino acids)
Biological process (GO): regulation of DNA-templated transcription
Cellular component (GO): nuclear protein-containing complex; histone acetyltransferase complex
Molecular function (GO): protein binding; transcription coactivator activity
Source: RefSeq, a predicted model, not a curated record
GCACCGGCCCGCAGGGGAGGCGGCAGCGGCGGCGCGCCCGCCGGCAGCGCCCGGCUCCGCUGGGUGCAGUGACAGCGCCCCCCCGGCCGCGCCGGCCUCCGCCUGCCUCCCGCCGCCUCCCGCCGCCUGCGAUGCUCAGUCAUGAAACGCGUACGCACAGAACAGAUUCAGAUGGCAGUGUCCUGCUACCUCAAGCGCCGUCAGUAUGUGGACUCAGAAGGUCCCCUAAAACAAGGGCUGAGGCUGUGUCAGACUGCUGAAGAGAUGGCAGCUAAUCUCACAGUCCAAUCUGAGUCUGGUUGUGCCAAUGUUGUGUCUGCAGCUCCCUGCCUGGCAGAGCCACAGCAAUAUGAAGUACAGUUUGGACGAUUACGCAAUUUUCUGACAGAUUCAGAUUCUCAGCACAGCCAUGAAGUGAUGCCUCUUCUAUAUCCCCUCUUCGUCUACCUCCAUCUGAACAUGGUCCAGAAUGGCCUGAAAAGCACAGUGGACAGUUUUUACAGCCGCUUCCAUGGCAUGUUCUUGCAGAAUGCCAGCCAGAAGGAUAUCAUUGAACAGUUGCAGACUACCAUGACUAUUCAAGAUAUCCUGUCCAACUUGAAGCUCCGGGCUUUUCUGGACAACAAAUACGUCAUCCGCCUUCAAGAGGACAGCUACAACUACCUUCUUCGCUACCUCCAAAGUGACAACAACAACGCCCUGUGCAAAGUCCUGACCUUGCACAUUCACCUGGAUGUGCAGCCUGCCAAGAGGACUGACUACCAGCUCUAUGCCGGUGGGAGCUCCUCACGCAACGAGAGCAACGGCCUGGAACCCAGCGACGUGCCAGCUUCCAUUCUGCAGAAUGAGGCAGCGCUGGAUUUACUGCAGGACAGCAUUAAACGUGUCAAGGACGGGCCCCCUUCCUUAACCACCAUCUGUUUCUAUGCCUUCUAUAACACGGAGCAGUUGCUGAACACGGCAGAGAUUUCACCAAAUAGCAAGCUGCUCGCUGCUGGGUUCGAUAACUCAUGUGUGAAGCUGUGGAGCCUGCGCUCCAGGAAGUUGAAAUCUGAGCCCCACCUUGUUGAUGUGUCCCGCAUCCGUUUGGCGUGUGACAUCCUGGAUGAGGAGGAGGAAGAGGAUGACAACGCAGGCACAGAAAUGAAGAUCCUGAGAGGACACUGUGGACCUGUGUAUAGCACAAGGUUCCUUUCAGACAGUUCAGGACUCUUAUCUUGUUCUGAGGACAUGUCCAUCAGGUACUGGGACCUCGGAAGCUUUACAAACACUGUGUUGUACCAGGGACAUGCCUAUCCUGUCUGGGAUUUGGAUAUUAGCCCCUGCAGCCUGUACUUUGCCAGCGGUUCCCACGAUCGCACCGCAAGGCUCUGGUCGUUUGAUCGGACGUACCCGCUGCGAAUAUACGCGGGCCAUUUGGCGGACGUGGACUGCAUCAAGUUCCACCCCAAUUCCAACUACUUAGCGACGGGCUCCACGGACAAAACCGUGCGCCUGUGGAGCACUCAGCAGGGCAACUCGGUGCGGCUUUUCACCGGGCACCGGGGCCCCGUGCUGGCGCUCGCGUUUUCCCCCAACGGUAAGUACCUGGCAUCGGCAGGUGAAGACCAGCGGCUGAAGCUGUGGGACUUGGCAUCAGGAACUCUUUACAAGGAACUGAGGGGGCACACAGACAACAUAACCAGCCUUACUUUUAGCCCUGACAGUAGUUUAAUUGCUUCAGCGUCAAUGGACAAUUCAGUUCGGGUCUGGGACAUUCGGAACACUUACUGCAACGCCCCUGCGGAUGGGUCUUCCAGUGAACUGGUUGGUGUAUAUACCGGACAGAUGAAUAAUGUACUGAGCGUACAGUUUAUGGCCUGUAAUCUUCUUCUAGUGACUGGAAUUGCACAAGAAAAUCAGGAACAUUAAUUUUGCUUUUUGUCUUAGGGAAGUGGGUGGGUGUCUUGUAUGCCAGAGUCCAUUGCAAACUGAGAUUACUGACUGUGAAACACUUCUCUUCCUCUGCCCCCUUGAAAGGCAUGUUCAGAGUGAUGCAAAUGCUUUAAGAUGUGACAAAAACGCCUGUGCUGUUGAACAGAAUAAGGACAAAAAGGAGGAUUGAUAAAAAUACAUACACGUUCUAAUUUUGUACUUUUAGGAAUGGGAAAAAGGGGAGUAAAUCCAGUAACUUGAGGAAACUGAAAGCCUUGGCCCAGAUAAGUGAAACUGCCAACCAGAUAAGCUGGUGACCUGCACUUAAAUAUCCUUCAUUGAUUGAUGGGCACAUCUUAUCUACUGUUAAUUCGGCUUGAGUGUGUGGAGAACUACUGGCCCAGUGGUUUUUGUUUUGUUUUGCUUUUGCUUUCCUGGUAUUGCAGAGGACCAGCAUUCUUAAGACCCUUCUAUUAAAAGAACAUUAUGUAUUUUCUACAGUGAUAGCAGUCCUAAAUAUUUCAGCUCCCUAUAGCACUUCAGGAAUAUUUUGGACUAAAUAAAUAGAAAAUACCCUUGUUCUUUUUCAGUAAGGGCAAGGAAAUCUGACCUCAGUUGGGGCCCAUCUCUGCAUUGUUGUUUGGGUUUGGUUCCUGGUACUAGCUGUGAUUAUGUGUAUUUAUGUUCCAUUAAUUAGGAAAUUUUCUGACUCUGGUUGCACUGUGUUUUGAGGAUGGGAGGACAGUGGGGUCAGAGUGGUGACUUUAAGAAUAAUGAACAACUUGCCUUGUCUGGAGGGAGGGCACCAUAGAAUGGAAACAGCCAAGUUUGGACUCCUAAUAGAUACAGGGCAUGGCAACCCACCACUGCACCUCACAGAAGGAUUUCCAUAAAUGGAAGUUGGCAGUCUCGGGAGAAGGGGAUGAGGAGAAACACACAAAGUGACAUGGGAAAAAAUAGUAUUACUAAAUUAUUGUGUGUACACAGAGGCAGCUCUGCCAGUGUUGGAUUUUUCUCAAAUGUUGCAAUACCGGUUUCAUGAACAUUUUGUGAGAUAAAUCAUCAGCAUUUACAAGGAUCUGCAGGAAAAGCACGUUCUAGUUUGUCAUUCGGAGAGAUUAAAUAUUUCUGCUUUCUGGAAAGAGUUAUUUUGUAUUUUGUUUUCUAUUAAAAGCAUUUAGUUUAAAAAGAAAAAUAAAAAUUGUUUGGUCCCUUUCUGGGAAGUUCACUCUGACUGGUAUGAGAAGAAGAGGGCAGCAGCUUCCCCUAUACUGCAUGAGACAGACCCACUUGGAGGCUGAAUCUGGUGGUCUCGCUCACUUGGUGUUGUUUUGAUGUCAUCCUGCUUGCUUUCCACAGAGCUGAUGGGACACAUCAUGGAGUGGGAUAUUGAUACAGCUUUGUAGGCCAGCUGAUAUGUAUGGGAAGGAUCUAGGUACCCCCUGGGGUUGACACUGCACUGAGGGGCCUCAUUCUGUAGUACUACAUGACCUUUACUUUGUGGUUUGAUCUGUCAAAAUGCCUCUUUCAAGCAGAUGUCUUCUAGACAGGCUGUGAGUAUUAAAUGAUAAUUCCCAUCAGCUUCCCUCAGCCCUGCUGGAUUUUCAUGAGAAAAUUCUCUUGAACAUCUAAACAAUCUCAGAGUUCAGACAACAACUCACAGUUGCCAUUUUAUUUUAUUGUGUAUUUACAAAACAGUAAAAUACAAAAAUCUUUUACCAAAAAAGUGUUUGACCUUUCUGACAUUAACACUGGCAUGUGCUGCAGCUCAGUGCUGGGAAUACCAGAAACCCCUCUGUACACCUGGAGUUGAAUGGCACUGCUGAUCUUCUGAUGGCUGCAUAUCAGAAGUGUGAAGCAGCUUAAUCUCAGACCAGGAUUGGGCAUGUUGAGGAA